Messenger RNA from Arctia plantaginis, 1233 nucleotides. The record is from the annotation of a GenBank genome assembly. NCBI's taxonomy places the organism in Eukaryota, Metazoa, Arthropoda, Insecta, Lepidoptera, Erebidae.
AUGAGGACCACUUCGUUCUCCCUGGAGGUCCUGGCCUUACUCUUCCUCACACUGAUCCCUUGGCCGGGGCCCUCUGUCUUCAAAAUCACCUGUUCACGUGACAACUCCAAAAUUGUCAGAAAAGUCAUUCAGAAUAAAUGGCUCCCAGUGUUGGAGAGAUUUCAGGUCAAACUACCCUUGGAGUGUCCAUUCCACCCUGCAAGAGACAUAUUCGCGCCACAGCACGCGGCCAAGCUGCAGCAUCGACCGUCGCAGUGGACGUGUGCCUUUUGUGGCAAGUCUUUCUACGAGGAACGACACCUCGACACGCAUUUCGACCACCGACACAAGAACCAGAUAAACAUAGCGGAGGAUGCAGUGUGCCUAGCGGACUAUUGCGAUAUUAUGCGGUGUCAGGUGUUGGUCGCCCAUGGCCUACUCAGCGGCGCUGGUGGUCCAGUCACCGACAUCGAGGUAUGGCAAGACGUAGAAGCGGCAAAGAAAGCGUUGGCUCCACCUGCGACACGAAGUGUUGCGCGUGUGACAACGCGGCGCAGACAUAGGCCACGGGUCCCAACGCCUCCCUCGCCUGCAACCGACUGUCCCAAAGCUGAUCAUCCUAAUGAAGAGCUCGAACCAGAAGAGAAAAGAACGGAAGAUAGCGAUGGUGAUACUAACCAGACAGCAGAAUUAUGUGACGCCGACACGGUAGAUUCUGCGCUCCCACCGGAUAGCCGACAGAAGCGACUCGCGGACCUGCAGGCUGAACGAGCGGCUUGUGAUCCCACACGACUACAAACACUUAAGGUCCGCUGUGACAGAAUAGUACAUUCCUGUAUAGCAACACUACUACUACAUCUUACACAACAUCAAUUCACGGAACUGGAAGAGGAGAUGCAACGCGCUGUGUGUUGGUACCUGAGCUGCGACCGUUACUGGGAGGACACGGCGCCCACGGCCAGAGCGUUCCCGUGGCCCCUACUACUAGCUCUAGCCACCGGACUCGCACUUGCUCUUUGCAUGUGCUAUUAUAUUAUUUGGAUUGUUUUUGACUCUGAGGAAGGCUCCGUGGCUGGGAGUGCCUCGGUAUCCAUGACGACGCAUUCAUCUCCAACACGGGGCGAGCGUCUAGCACCAGAUGACGCCAUGUUAGACGAUCCUGAUCAUGACGACCAUUAUAUCUACGUCACAUACCCGCCAGAACUCAAACGGCGGCUGCUUGAGAGCUGCUACAAUAGAACGACCCGGCUAUGA